Molecule: messenger RNA, 788 nt
Organism: Vitrella brassicaformis
Lineage: Eukaryota; Vitrellaceae
Source: the annotation of a GenBank genome assembly
GGAAAAGGAGGCACAUCUCGUGUGUGUGACUCCCCUACUGCCGGAGAUGCCUCCUCCGUUGCAAGGGCCGUUCAAGUUCAAAGCGCCGUUGCCCGUCAGGUAUGCUUUCAAGAGGACAAUGCAGGUCUUAUCUGUUCCCUCCACACGGUGGCCCUCCCUGUGUUAUGCUGUGUGUGUCAGGUUCAAGGUCGGCAGAACCAAGAUCAACCCACAAAAGGCAAGCAAAGUACCCAGCACACCGUGCAGCCAGAGAGGAGAGACACCCACUCUCUCUGUGCUGCGUAUGUGUGCAGGAGCCCGACAUUCGUAUGGGCAAGAGUUUCGUGCUGGCGAUGCCGACACGGGUGCGUGCUGUCCAGCUGGAGAAGGCGCAACUGCUGCUGCGGCAGAAGCUCGGCAAGGGCAAGGAGUUCCACAUGGACGUGCACGCCACGUACGCCACCACCAAGAAGCCCGACGGCUGCAAGAUGGGCAACGGCAAGGGCAACAUCAACGACUUCGUCGCGCGUGUCCCCGCCGGCAAGGUCGUGAUGCACAUCCCCACCAUCAGCCCGUUCGCAGAGUUCAUGCCGCAGCAGCCCAUCUACAGGGGAUUCCGCGUGAUAGCGGGCAAGCUGCCUGUGCCGGUGCGGUUUCGGUCGCAGAACAACAUCUUCCCGAUGGACAGGAUUGACCUGCAGAUGAGCCCCGCUGAGGUGGCGCGGCAGGGGCAGGCGGAGAAGCCGCCGAGGCUGUCACAUGCACGAAGGGCUGCGGCGUAGUGCUGUUUGGUGUGUUUGACGGAUGAG